Molecule: messenger RNA, 1061 nt
Organism: Drosophila innubila
Lineage: Eukaryota; Metazoa; Arthropoda; Insecta; Diptera; Drosophilidae
Product: glycerol-3-phosphate phosphatase
Exons: 3
Coding region: 61-999 (312 amino acids)
Cellular component (GO): cytoplasm
Molecular function (GO): phosphatase activity
Source: RefSeq, a predicted model, not a curated record
AGUUGCCGCACGAACAUUCGCGAAUUCAGUCGACAGUUAUAAUCGGAGCGCCAUUACAGAAUGUUUAAAGCCAACGGUACAAAUUUACUAGAUCUUCAGCCUGAGCAGGUGAGCAAUUGGCUGAAGAGCUUUGAUACCAUUAUCAGUGAUUGCGACGCUACCUUGUGGCAUGAUGAUACUGCCAUAGAAGGCGCUGCCGAUGUACUGAAUGCGUUGCAAUCGCGUGCGGGCAAAAAGGUUUAUUUAAUUACAAAUAAUGGCCUUAAGACGCGACAUGAAAUUUGGCAGCGAGCACAACGACUGGGCUUCCAACUGCCUAAUGAGACGCACAUCAUCUCGCCUACGCAAACAAUUGUCGAUUAUCUAAAGCAGCACAAGACAUUCGACAGCACAAAACGGGUUUAUGUGGUCGGAAAUGCGGCAAUUACGCGGGAACUGAAGGACGCCGGCAUUGAGAGCUUUGGCGCGGGGCAGGCGGAGGAACUGCAGCCGGACAACAAGUGGCAGCAGUUUGUGCUGCGGGAAUUUAGCCAGCCGGCAGCUGUGGCCAAUGUGGGUGCCGUUGUUGUGGGCUGGGAUGAGUACUUUAGCUACUGCAAAAUGUCCCGUGCCUGUCACAUUUUGUGCAGCAAUCCCGAGUGCGCUUUUCUCGUUACGAACAAGGAUGCGGUGCACAAAUAUCCGUCAUUUCACAUACCCGGCACAGGCGCCUUUGUUGCCGCCAUCGAAGCCUGUGCAGAGCGCAAGGCUUUGGAAAUGGGAAAACCAAAUCCUUUGGUCAUCGAGCCGCUACUCAACUCAGCUGCACUGAAGCCCGAGCGUACGCUAAUGAUUGGAGAUUGCUGCAAAGUCGAUGUCACCUUUGCGAGGAACUGCAAUAUGCAAUCUCUUCUCGUAGGCACAGGCAGCUAUCAACUGGAAACAUUGCGUGGGAAUCCCCAGCUGCCAAUGCCAGAUGUUUAUCUACCCAAACUGGGCAAUCUAUUGCCAUAUAUUUAAGCGUCGAUCGAUUUCUAAAUAACAAAACGAGAAUAUAUAUCAAUAUCAUAUCAUUUAUCAUA